GCAAAGUCAAACACAAACGUCUUCUCCUUUUUAAAUCAAUCAUGAAUUCUGCAUCUCACUCUCCACUUACAUACAACCUUUCUUCUUCUAAAUUAAAUUAAUCGAUUCGUAGAUAAAAAUAAACGAUGGAUCAGUUCCACCCAAGACCAGCCAAUUCUAGUCCACUUACUCCCCUUAGCUUUCUUGACCGGUGUGCUACCGUAUACGGCGACUGUCCUUCAGUCGUAUACGGUAACACGAUCUACACAUGGACAGAAACCCGACAAAGGUGUCUUCGGGUGGCUUCUUCGAUCUCCAAACUGGGAAUUAAGAGACAAGAGGUGGUUUCUGUUAUUGCUCCAAAUGUUCCUGCUAUGUAUGAGCUUUACUUUGCUAUACCCUUCGCUGGAGCGGUUAUUAAUUCGAUUAAUACUCGUCUUGAUGCCCGUACCGUUUCGGUUAUCCUCGCACACAGUGAAUCGAAGCUUGUGUUUGUGGAUUAUGAUUCAGUUUCUGUUGUUCGUAACGCACUCUCUAUGUUUCCGCCCAAUAAGCCCAAACCGUUGCUUGUCCUCGUUAUUGACGAGGGAGUAAAGAUUCAAGAUUCAACAGGAUUCGAAUGUACUUAUGAGAGUAUGUUGGAAAAUGGUGAUCCGAAUUUCAAUUGGAUCAGACCUGUAUCCGAAUGGGAUCCUAUCACACUGAAUUACACCUCCGGCACGACGUCGUCUCCGAAGGGAGUGGUUCACUGCCACCGUGGCAUGUUCGCCAUCGCGGUUGACUCUCUUAUCGAGUGGUCAGUUCCUAAGCAACCCGUUUACUUAUGGACUUUGCCUAUGUUUCACGCCAACGGAUGGAGCUACACAUGGGGCAUGGCGGCGGUCGGAGCCACCAACAUCUGCCUACGCAAAUUCGACACCACAAUCAUCUACGACUUGAUUGAUAAACACGGCGUCACACAUAUGUGUGGAGCUCCAGUUGUUCUUAACAUGUUAUCGAACGCUCCCGAUGUGAAGCCGUUAAAAAAUCCGGUUAAUAUUAUGACGGCGGGAGCGCCUCCGCCAGCGCCAGUGCUGGCCCGGGCGGAGUCUAUCGGGUUUGUUAUUAGUCAUGGGUAUGGGUUAACGGAAACGGGUGGGUUGGUAGUGACAUGUGCGUGGAAGCGAAAGUGGGACCGCUUUCCGGCUACGGAGCGAGCUAGGCUAAAAUCGCGACAAGGGGUGAGAACGGUUGUAUUUACGGAUAUGGAUGUUGUGGACCCCGAGUCGGGAGUUAGUGUGACUCGGGACGGGUUGACUCUAGGGGAAGUGGUGUUACGCGGUGGGUGUGUUAUGUUGGGUUAUUUUAAAGAUCCGGAAGAGACCGCGAAAAGCAUGCGGGAAAACGGGUGGUUUUAUACUGGUGACGUGGCGGUAAUGCACCCGGACGGGUAUUUGGAGAUCAAGGACCGAUCGAAAGACGUGAUUAUUAGUGGUGGAGAGAAUUUGAGUAGUGUGGAGGUGGAAUCGGUUUUGUACACGCAUCCGGCGGUGAAUGAGGCGGCGGUUGUGGCGAGGGCGGAUGAAUUUUGGGGAGAAACGCCGUGCGCAUUUGUGAGUUUGAAGGCGGAGAUGGCGGGGAAGGUGACUGAAAAAGAGGUGGUGGAUUAUUGUAAAGGCAAGUUGCCGGGAUAUAUGGUGCCGAAAACGGUGGUGUUUAAAGAAGAAUUGCCGAAAACGUCAACUGGAAAAAUUCAGAAGUUUGUUCUUCGUGAAAUGGCCAAGAAAAUGGGGACAAUAAGGAAAAGUCGUAUGUAAAGUUUAGAUUGUUUAAACUAUUUAUAAAAUCUUACUAUUUUGUAUUUUGGUGUCUUUGUGACUUAACUCAGUGCAAAACGCGUAUGAGGUUCAACGUUUUUACGUCUAUUUUUCGUUGUUUAAUGGCUCUGUUACAAUGGGCGAGCCCUAGGUAGACUUAGUUAUUUUUGUUCUAUAUUUUACGUUUUGAUUUAACUGUUA
This is a messenger RNA of Helianthus annuus (common sunflower), 1976 nucleotides long. RefSeq names its product probable acyl-activating enzyme 5, peroxisomal. The transcript has 2 exons. The coding region runs from base 126 to 1775 and encodes 549 amino acids. Lineage: Eukaryota; Viridiplantae; Streptophyta; Magnoliopsida; Asterales; Asteraceae. The record is from RefSeq and is a predicted model, not a curated record.